Messenger RNA from Monopterus albus (swamp eel), 6901 nucleotides. It is a transcript of the gene magi3b, whose product is annotated as membrane associated guanylate kinase, WW and PDZ domain containing 3b. Lineage: Eukaryota; Metazoa; Chordata; Actinopteri; Synbranchiformes; Synbranchidae. Gene Ontology annotation, biological process: signal transduction. Gene Ontology annotation, molecular function: protein binding. Gene Ontology annotation, cellular component: cytoplasm; cell-cell junction. The record is from RefSeq and is a predicted model, not a curated record. The coding region runs from base 910 to 5409 and encodes 1499 amino acids. The transcript has 23 exons.
ACGCUUAAUAUUAUGAUUACAUGUUCUAUGUAUUUCAGUUAGUAUUAUAUAUCGCAACUUAUGCCGCCUAAUAUACAAGACGAGUCCCGGAAAUGUUAAAAAUAAAUGCAGAUAAACAUUGCGGUUAUAGCUACAUUUCAGACAUGGACUAAGAUGACAAACAUCGAACAUCACUGGAGUGAUCUAUGAUGUUUUUUGCUUUUAGUACCUCGGCACACCGGAGGAUGGAGCUAACGUGGGUGUCUGGGAAACUUGGCUGUUACUGCUGAGCGUAAAAGGGGCGUUUUGGAGCUUUGCAAUGUUUGUCUUGGCGGUUCCAGGUGUGUUCAAACCCGUAGCAGACAAACGCAAGCAGAUGUCACUUGGAUCCCAACUGCUAAAGCCGCCUACCGGUGAUCUCUGCUGUCUAUGUUCAGUCUGCCCACAGGUAGGAGGUAUUUCUCGUUGACGCUCUACAUUUCAGCGACAGACGUUCCACAACCUACCGCCGAGUGAGUAAAAUACCCUCUGUUUACAUUUUGUUCUGAAUACUUGGCACCGGGAGGCGAAACAAACCGUCGAUAUGGUUCCAGAUUAACAAUGGGGAGCCUAAAACCUUGACUGUUCUUUGUAAUAGUCUCGCUGCUAUCAACUCUCCUGUUUUACGCACAAGGAGCGUUUGGAAUUAUUACAACAGAGGCAAGUGAGCGCACACCGGAGCAUAAACCCGUGGGAUGACAGACCUCAGCGGCAGAUUCACGGGUGAAAAUCAGCCUCAUAAAUGUCAGGAAGAUGAAAUCCCCAGCAGGUCGGGAGAAUAACUCAGGAGGGUUUAUUAGGCCACGUCAUUUAGCGCUCAUUUAACAACAACAACAACAACAAACAGGGGCGACUGUAACCAGUUGGAUCGUUAUUAGAAAAGGAGUCACAAUGUCCAGAACACUGAAGAAGAAGAAACACUGGUCUAGUAAAGUGGUGGAGUGUGCGGUGUCAUGGGGGAACCUGGGGGAAUUUGGCUCAGUGGUGGAGGUCCUAGGAGGAGCAGAGCUGGGACAGUUCCCGUACCUGGGUCAGAUGAAGCUGGAUGUGCUGGUGUGUCACGUCGGGAAGCUGCCCUACUACGGGGACGUUUUGCUGGAGGUGAACGGGACGCCUGUCAGUGGACUUACUAACCGUGACACCCUGGCUGUCAUACGCCACUUUCGGGAGCCGAUUCGUUUGAAGACGGUCAAGCCAGGUAAAGUUUUAAACACAGACCUACGCCACUACCUCAGUCUGCAGUUUCAGAAGGGCUCACUGGACCACAAGCUCCAACAGAUCAUACGGGACAACCUCUACCUACGCACCAUUCCCUGCACCACACGGCUUCCUCGAGAGGGAGAGGUGCCGGGUGUGGACUACAACUUCAUCAGUGUUGGAGACUUCAGGAUCCUGGAGGAGAGUGGACUUCUACUUGAGAGUGGGACCUAUGAUGGCAACUUCUAUGGGACCCCGAAACCUCCGGCUGAGCCCAACCUGGUUCAGCCUGACCUGGUGGAUCAAGUGCUGUUUGACGAAGACUAUGGUGGUGAGGUCCCCAGGAAACGUACCACCUCAGUCAGUAUGAUGGACAGGAAGGACAGCACAGUCCCUGAGGAGGAAGACGAUGACGAGAGGCCAGGGCUAGUCAACGGAUUGCCUGAGCACAAAGAGGGUGCAGACUGGAGGAAAACGGUGCCCAGCUACACCCAAUCCAACAACACUAUGGACUUCCGUACAUGGAGCUCUCUUCCCCGUGAUGACAGCCUGGAGCCCCUGCCCCUUAACUGGGAAAUGGCUUACACUGAGACCGGCAUGGUCUACUUCAUAGAUCACAAUACCAAGACGACUACAUGGUUGGACCCUCGUUUGGCAAAGAAGGCGAAGCCCCCUGAGAAGUGUGAGGAUGGAGAGUUACCUUACGGGUGGGAGGAAAUUGAUGAUCCACAGUAUGGCACAUAUUAUGUUGACCACAUCAACCAGAAAACCCAGUUUGAGAACCCAGUCCUGGAGGCAAAGAAGAAGCUGAGCCAGGAGACUGCUGCAAUGCAACAGGCCUCAGCAGCAGCUUCCCAAGGUAAGGGAGGUCCAUAUGGCUUCACUGCAGACCCUGGCCAGCUGAAGGGGGAGAUGUACCAUACGGCACUAAAGAAGAGCUCCCAGGGAUUUGGAUUCACCAUCAUCGGAGGUGACCGCACAGAUGAGUUUCUGCAGGUGAAAAAUGUGCUCAGCGAUGGCCCUGCUGCCCAUGACAACAAAAUGGCAUCUGGUGAUGUGAUUGUUGAGAUUAAUGGGAUGUGUGUGCUGGGAAAGACCCACCCGGAGGUGGUCCAAAUGUUCCAGUCUAUUCCAAUCAACCAGUAUGUGGACAUGGUUCUUUGCCGUGGCUACCCGCUUCCCCCGGAUGUGGAUCUAAAUAGCGACGACCCUCUCCCACCUCCUCCUCCUCCCCCAGCUGCCCAGCCCCAGCAGGCCCUGCAUGGUGGCGAGGUGGUGACAGCUGUGCCCCACAUCAAUGGACAGCCGCUGCUCGUGAAAGGCGACGUCCUCCACAGCUCUUCUCAGGAGCUCCACUAUGUCACUGCGGAUGCCAGCGGCCGGCCUGUCGUGGCAUCCCUGCCCAACGGUAGGCAGGGGGAGCGGGGAGAGGUGGCCGCAGGGAUGCUGCAGCCAGAGUUGGUGAGUGUGCCAUUGGUGAAGGGGCCGGGAGGAUUCGGGUUUGCCAUUGCUGACUGCCCACUGGGCCAGAAAGUGAAGAUGAUCCUGGAUGCCCAGUGGUGUCGUGGUCUGCAGAAAGGUGAUGUCAUUAAGGAGAUCAACAGACAAAAUGUCCAAACGCUGACCCAUGCCCAAGUAGUGGACAUCCUUAAAGACUUACCAGUGGGCAGCGAAGUCAAUGUGCUAGUGCUGCGAGGAGCAGUGCCCAUGAGAGGUGAGGUCGGCGUGCUGAUACUGACAGGAGGUCAGACCUCCCCUGUGAAGAGUCUAAAGCCUAGACAGGAAAUGACAACCAGCUCAGAGACCUUGGAUGGCAUCGCAGACUCGGCUCCCCAGGCCUUACCUUACCACUCCAACACAAGCACCCUGCGUUCCAGUGACUCCCCCAAACAAGACGCCACAGAGCUGUACCUGAAGUCCAAAGCCCUGCUGGAAAGCAGACAGCCUUAUACGAAAGACAUUGAUGUUUUUCUGAAGAGAGACAUUGAAACUGGCUUUGGCUUCCGUGUUCUGGGGGGAGAAGGUCCACAACAGCCAAAUGUCUUUCCCCAGGUGUACAUUGGGGCCAUUGUGCCCAGCGGAGCUGCAGAGAAGGAUGGUCGCCUGAGAGCAGGAGAUGAGCUCAUUGGCAUAGAUGGUGUGAUGGUUAAAGGUCGUUCACACAAGCAGGUGUUGGAUCUGAUGACUAACGCUGCCCGUAACGGUCAAGUUAUGUUGACUGUACGUAGAAAGGUCAUUUAUAGAGAUGUGACAGAGGAGGAGGCUCAGGAAAUGGCUCCAGUCCUGGUGAAUGGGUCUCCUAAGCUACCUUGCCUACCAAUGCCCGGCGCUCUGGACCACGAGUCUUUUGACAUCACACUCCACCGCAAGGACACCGAGGGCUUUGGCUUUGUCAUCCUCACAUCUAAGAGCAAACCCCCAUAUGGAGUUAUACCACACAAAAUUGGCCGAAUCAUUGAAGGCAGUCCCACCGACCGCUGCGGCCUGCUACAUGUCGGUGAUCGUAUCUCAGCAGUCAACGGGCGCUCCAUCAUCGAGCUCUCUCACAGUGACAUUGUUCAGCUUAUCAAGGAUGCAGGCAAUGUUGUCACCCUCACUGUAGUCCCUGAGGAUGAAUACAAGGGCCCUCCAUCUGGAGCAAGUUCAGCUAAACAGAGUCCAGCGCUUCAACACAGAGUCAUGGGGCAAAGUUAUACCCUCGAUCUAGAGGAAAAAAGGGAUGGAAUCAACUGGUCUGACCACAAAACUCUUGCACUCAGUGAACAGGGAACACUGUGUGUGACAGGACCCAACCAGCACCUAGUGCUCUUUGAGCUGGGCUGUUUGACAGUAGAGUUAGAGAGGAGUCCCAGGGGCUUUGGCUUCAGUCUGCGAGGGGGCACAGAGUACAACAUGGGCCUGUACAUCCUGAGACUGGCUGAGGAUGGACCUGCUCAGCUCGAUGGACGAAUCCAUGUUGGAGAUGAGAUAGUGGAGAUUAACGGGGAGCCGGCACGUGGCAUUUCCCAUACACGGGCUAUUGAACUGAUCCAAGCUGGAGGAAACAAAGUGGUACUGCUGCUGAGACCUGGAGCAGGCUUGGGUCAAGAUGGCAGUCAACAUGAAAAACGCAUUUCAUCCCCAAGCUAUUCUGAAGAGGUGUUUCUCUCUGACACAUCACCCCCAUCCUCUUCACAUCCCACCAGAGCAUCCACCUUUGUUUCCUCUCCCUUCUCCAGCAAACUGAAACAUCCCCAAAGCUGGAGCACAAUAUCCCCACAAGGCGUCAAACCCCGCAGCAGCAGGGGUUUAAGCACAGUGGAGGAGAAUGGUGGUUGGACACACAAGGAGGUAGAAAGGCUCUCUCCGGCCUCUCCAGAGCAUAUGACCUUCUACAAGAGGACCAGACCCAGAGAAGACUCCAGAGAGCUGAGCAGCCCAAAGAAAACAGGGGAGUCAUUUCCUAAAGCCAAAGAGCAACAUCACAGUUCCAAAAAGAUGGAGAGUCAGGCGCAGGGAGCAAAACUGAGCGGGAACAGGAUGUAUCAGCCACAGACAAAAACACAAUCAACAAACCCUAGGAAGUCUCCUCAAGCUGGACAGCAAAUGGCUCCAGCCCUGCAGUGUGCACAGCAUCAACAAGACCCUCAAAGGAGAUUAAAGGACUCUUCCAGCAGAGAGAGUUUGGAUCCUAUUAAGAUAAAUGGUAAAGGGAGGGAUCUUGUGGUCAGAAGAAACAUACAAGGCAGGGAGAUGGAAGGGAGAGGCGAAAGGAGCAGGCCUGGCAUUGAGCAAGAAGGUUUUAAAAGGAGAGUGGCAGGAGAGUCUCACCACCACAGAACUCUUCAAACAGUCAGCGAGAGUGUGAAAGGUGCAGGGAAAGACACAGGACAGAGAGAUCCUAAUGACAGUGGCAAACCUACAGAAGACAGGAAUACAAGUAAAGAGGCUCUCAACAAAAGAGAAUCAUUGUUGUUUUUUAAAGAUAUGUGGAGUAGAAAAGGGACUGUAGUUUCACCAAGAGAGGUAAAAGAAAGAAAAGACAAAUGUUCUCACUCCAAAGAAGGCAGUAGUAAAGAAGACUUUGUGGCUUCCAUGAACAGUAUUCCAGGGAACCUGCAGAGCCCAAAGGGAUCUAUUAGCCCAGAGCUUUGGAAAGUGCCCAGCUCAGGCAGAAUCCUCUCCCAGACAGAGGCCCUCCGUGAUCCUAUGUGAUAAAAUAUUAAAUCACCUUGACUUGAGCUGGAAUAUUUAACUCUAUCCUCAGUGGAUUGUUUUUCUGAGUUCUUCCAUAAAACAGAGAAGUGCAACAUGUUGCAACUUUUAUUACCUUGGAACCAUCUAUGUCUUCUGACAAGGUGUUUGGGAGUUCUGUGACAACACUUGUGGUGUGUAGCUGCUCCCCUUUGCCUUGUCCAUUGCUUCAGCGUCUUUGAUGUGGGACUUCAGUAUGUGCUGUAUGCUCGGGGCCUCGCCAGACGAGACGUUGUGAAAUGUGAAUAUGUGCCAAUCCUGGAAGCCUCCUGUGGAAUAAUGACUACUAACAGUGCUUCACCCAUUAAAAUGCAAUGACCCAUAUGCAAAGAAGGGAGAAAGGCCCUUCCCUCUCGCCUGAUUAGCAUCAGUCUCACUGUAGGAUAUUUUGACUUUAUUUUUCUUAAAGGUUUGCUCAACUGCAUGCAGUCGGCCCUUUUGCUCGUUUCAUUGCACGUGUUCUGCACAUCACUGAAGGUGAUUCUCUUUCUUUCUUAUAAUUCUCCUUCUGAAAACCAGGCAGAUUUCAAAUACAGUCCAGCAAGUGUUCACUCCCGGGGUCUCUACACUGUUCUGUGGUUAUAGAUCCAACUCUCCUCCAUACAAACAGUAUCAUUAAAAGACCAGAUACUUGUGGUUUGAGAUCUUGUUUACCAUGUGUAUGAUAACUAACCAGUGUGUAAUUUAUUCAGAUAAUAGAUGAAUAUACUGUACGUAUAUGUAGCUGUACCAAGCCAUUCCACAUUUUGAUAUAGACUUCAAAAAUUGUUAUUUGAGCUUUCACCCUAAUUCCAAUGUACUUAAGUGGUAGGAAUUAAAAUGGAUCUUUUUUGUUCAAGAAAAGCGUAGGUAACGUGCAAACUGCUGUACCAGAUGUUUGCAUUUGCUCAAAAGGCGUCUCAUUGUGAAAUAUAUAUUUGAAUGUAUCAUGUUUUACUGAUUCUCACUUUAAAAUAUCUAUUGAAUUCCAUUGCACUGCAUCUGCCCGUGUAGCAUAACACAAUGACCAUGAGUUGUAUUUAAUUUGUGAUGUUGACUUGCUACUAAUGCAUUGACAUUUUAUUUUAUUUUUAUUAUUUUAUAAAGCAGUUUUUUUUAUGUUUGCUGUUUAAGGCCAAUAUGGCAAUUUAUAUAAUACUGUCCCUGAUGGUUUUAUCUUUGCAUAUUGAGAAAAGAAAAGUGAGGGCUUUAAAUGUAUAUUUGUCAGUCCUUCUGUGUGUUUGUGUGCCAGGGUAGCUUGAAGGAUAAUAGAACUUAGUAAAAUUCCACAUUACACUCUGAGAUAUUGAGCGUGCUGCUGAUGUAAAGUAGGUAUAAAGAGAUUCCACCUUCUAACAUAUUUAAAGCUACAUUAUAUAACUUUUUUCUGAUAUUUUUGUUGUAGAAAUAUGUUUCGAAACUAGUCCUAAUGUGGAGAGGUGCUGUCGAAGCGUCCCGUGACCCAGCCUCAUUG